Molecule: messenger RNA, 1472 nt
Organism: Tremella mesenterica DSM 1558
Lineage: Eukaryota; Fungi; Basidiomycota; Tremellomycetes; Tremellales; Tremellaceae
Exons: 4
Coding region: 92-1381 (429 amino acids)
Cellular component (GO): membrane
Molecular function (GO): serine-type endopeptidase activity
Source: RefSeq, a predicted model, not a curated record
GAGGUAUGAAGUCUUACUUAACUUAGACGAGCUGAGCCGCUGGUGAGUGUGAUCCUAUCGUACGUUGACGCCAGGUGGAAGGCCACGAGACAUGUGGAUGCCCACUUUGAGACCGAUUGCCAGCUCGAGUCGACUUACGAAACGUCUCGUCUGCCCCAGAGCUGCCCUGGUCCCCAACCUUCCUACCACACCUCGAUCUUGUUUCUCUUCCAAUAGAUUAUCAACCCAACGUCAAGCGCUGGGCCGUAUCAUUCCAAGACGUAUAGCCGUUCGUAUAUCUGGGCCUGCAGGAGCUGGUGAUGGUUAUGAUGAUCUACCCCGGGCAUCAAUAUGGCGACCGAUAGUGUUUUGUCUGGGAUUGGGAGGAGGUGCUUAUGUGAUUGCAGCACAAUGGACGAAUCAUGAUACUUCUAAAUGGAUGGAACGAUUUGGAGCAGGUCGGACAUGGCGAUGGGGUCAAGCGGCUCCAAGCGACAGAGAGCUUCUUCAGGCCCAAAGGGUGCAGGCUGCUCAGGAAGGACAAGCUACCGUUAACACCUUGCGAACUCGAUUAUCAUUCCUUCCCCAAUUCAUACUUGUUCCAAUCCUACGAAUCUACGUCAUCACGAAGAACUACGCUCUAAACUCUCCACCAUCUCAAGUGACCCAGCUGGGAUUAAUCAGUGUGAUGGGUACCGUCUUUCUUGCGUGGAAAAUCAGGAGACUGGAACCUUUUAUGAAACGAUGGUUCACUCAUCGACCGGUCGUUCUGGGAGGAGGGGUGAAGAGGGAAUGGGCCAACACUGUCACUCUAUUCACAAGCGUCAUAUCUCAUCAAUCUCUUCCGCAUCUCGCAUUCAAUUCACUUGCUUUGUAUGGAUUUGGCUCCGCAGCUUAUGCCUACCUCGUCUCGCCUCUACCCACUUCCACGUCACUCCCGUCAUCCACACAUACUCCUCACUUCCUGGCUUUCCUACUUGCCGCAGGUCUCUUCUCAUCAUUAUCUUCACACUUGUGGACAAACAUCUUCCGUCUCCCUCGACUUCUCACCACACUUCGAUCUCCUGCUAGGAUAUCAUCAGCCGAGGCAUUGGCCGCUCAUCAAUCCAUCCUUCCCAGUCUAGGAGCCAGUGGAGCGAUAUACGCCGCAUUAACGAUGACCGCAAUGGCAUUUCCCGACUCUCAUGUUAGCCUCAUAUUUCUUCCGUUUGUAAGCAUACCGAUCGGCUUGGGAGUUUCAGGAAUGGUAGCUCUCGAUCUGCUCGGAUUGAUCAGGGGUUGGAGAAUGUUCGAUCACGUCGCUCAUCUUGGUGGAGCUUUGUUUGGGGUUAUCUACUACAAGUACGGACGUGAACUUUGGACAUGGACCAGGAGACAAUUGGGAGGGGUUCUGCGGACAUGAUCAUGGAUUGUGCGGGUCAGUGACCAUUCUGCUCUAAUUAGUUUUGAAUCUUCUUGGUCAAUGUCACUCAAUGCAUUCCUCUACUAGAUUC